Stylophora pistillata is the source of this 555-nucleotide messenger RNA. Its product is annotated as proteasome assembly chaperone 3. NCBI's taxonomy places the organism in Eukaryota, Metazoa, Cnidaria, Anthozoa, Scleractinia, Pocilloporidae. The record is from RefSeq and is a predicted model, not a curated record. Gene Ontology annotation, biological process: proteasome assembly.
UGUCACAGAUUUCAAAAUGGCCGCUCAGAUUGUGAAAACCCGUCAGACUGCGGCCAUUAUCGAGGGGAUCCUCACAGAGGUGUUUUGUUCUGCUUAUCAAGACAGAAUCUUUGUGAUCGUUUCACAGAUAGAGAAAAUUGGAACGUUGGUUAGUGUAAAUAAGAUGUCUCCAACAGAAAGUUCACUCAAAAGAGAGGCACAGACAUUCAACACUAGAAUACUCAUGGGCAGUGACGAGGAAAUCUGGCAUGUCUAUGCAAAACAGAUCGGAGCCCUUAUCACUGAGCAUGCCAGCAAGCCAGUUCUUUUGGGUAUUGCCCUCAAGAAACAUUCACCACAGAUACUACAGCAGAUUUUAAAACUGCUUGAAACAAAUAGAGUCUGGUGAUGAAUUAUGCCUGUCUUAGACAGAAAAUGUACCUCAGAUUCUCACACAACAAUAGCAAUAGUUUACAAAUGAGUCAGAUGAGUCUCUACUGAGACAGUGAAAAGUUAAUCUCAAGCUUGUUGUUCCAUGACAUAGCUGUGAGUAUUAAAACAAGAACAUACAAUGCA